This is a messenger RNA of Bacillus rossius redtenbacheri, 7454 nucleotides long. RefSeq lists its product as uncharacterized. The record is from RefSeq and is a predicted model, not a curated record. NCBI's taxonomy places the organism in Eukaryota, Metazoa, Arthropoda, Insecta, Phasmatodea, Bacillidae. The coding region runs from base 226 to 5496 and encodes 1756 amino acids. The transcript is spliced from 24 exons. Gene Ontology annotation, biological process: cellular component organization. Gene Ontology annotation, molecular function: actin binding.
CGGUGAAAGUGAUCCGACGCGAACGGUUGGUAGAGUGCGCGCGCGGGGUUUGUGUGUUCCUCCUGGAACAUGAUUCCAGUCCGGUCAGUUUCGCUUUCAUUGUUGACGUGUCGCUGAUUGACAUCGCCGAGUUUUUUUUUUUCGAGGUUCGCGAGUGACAAGUGGCCUUCAGCUGUCCGCACCUUGCCUGGCCGGACUUAUCAUGACAGGCGGCCGGUAGCCAGCAUGGACUCCCGCAUCGGCCUCGACUACAUCGUCGACAACCCGGAGUACAUCGCCAAGCUCGCCUCAGCCCUCGACACCAGCAAUGUGACGGUGAAGAAGCAGGUCCUGGAGCUGCUGUCGGCGCUAUGCGUCUACAACGCGGACGGCCACGCCAGAGCUCUGGAGACCCUCGAGCACUACAAGGAGCUGAAGGGCGCGCGCUACCGCCUGCUCGUGGUGGUGUCCGAGCUGCGGGCAGCCUCGGCGGUGGACUACCAGACGGCGCUGGUCGCCUUCGUCAACUGCCUCAUCAUCUCCACGCCGCAGCUCAAGGACCGCAUCCGCAUCCGCAAUGAGUUCAUCGGUCUCAAGCUGCUGCCGGUGCUGGGGGAGCUCAGGAGGAGCGCGGCGGGCGCGCCGGACCUCGCAGUGCAGUUGGACGUGUUCGACGAGCAGCGAGAGAGCGACGAGGCGCAGAUCCUUCAAGGCCCGCACGGGGUGGACCUCAGCUCCCACCUCGACGUCUUCUACGCCAUCCUCAGACAGGUGUCGGACACGCCGCAGGAGAUCCCCUUCCUCAGCAUCCUGCAGCACCUGCUGCGCAUCGACCCCAAGGAGGCGGUGAGCGACGUGGUGUGGGACACGGCGGAGACCCUGGUGCACCGCGCCACGCUGCUGGAGUCGCGCCAGGACGCCAGCCGCCUGCUGCGCUCCCCCUCGCAGACCAAGCUGUGCUGCCCCUGCGCGUGCCACCAGGCGGGCCCGCGCAAGCAGUCCCUGGGCGCCGCGCUGCCUGCCCCUCCGGCCCCGCCGCCGCCUCCCCCUCCGCCCCUGGGCGGCCCCCCGGCCCCUCCCGCCCCGCCGCCGCCCCCGGGAGCCAUGGGCGGGCCCCCGCGGCCCCCGCCCCUGCUCGCCGCCCCCGCGCCGCCCCCGCCCGCCUGCAGCCCCGAGCCGCCCGAGCCGCCCAGCUCGCUGCUGCCCCAGCAGGACACGCCCACCCCGCGCGCCAAGAUGAAGACCAUCAACUGGAACAAGAUCCCCAACCACAAGGUGGUGGGCAAGCACAACAUCUGGUCGCUGGUGGCGCGCAGCCACGAGCACUCGCCCAUGGCGGACCUGGACUGGGCCGAGAUGGAGGGGCUGUUCUGCCAGCAGGCGCCCGCCGUGCCCCAGGCGCAGUCGUCGCCGCGCCUGGGCCGCGACGCCUCGGACCCCGACCGCCGGCGCAGGGAGUCCUCCGAGAUUGUUUUGCUGGAUGGCAAGAGAAGUCUCAAUGUGAACAUAUUCCUCAAACAAUUCAGGAGCUGCAACGAGGACAUCAUCCAGCUGAUCCGGGAGGGCGCGCACGACGACAUCGGCGCGGAGAAGCUGCGCGGGCUGCUCAAGAUCCUGCCCGAGGUGGACGAGCUGGAGAUGCUGAGGGCCUUCGACGGGGACCGCAGCAAGCUGGGCAACGCCGAGCGCUUCCUGCAGCAGCUCAUCCAGGUGCCCAACUACAAGCUGCGCAUCGAGAGCAUGCUGCUGCAGGAGGAGUUCGCAGCCAACAUGGGCUACCUGGAGCCCAGCAUCAGCGCCAUGAUCAUGGCGGGCGAAGACCUGAUGACCAACAAGCACCUGCAGGAAGUCCUCUACAUGAUCGUGGUCGCGGGGAACUUCCUCAACUCGGGUGGCUACGCUGGCAAUGCAGCAGGCAUCAAGCUCAGCUCCUUGCAGAAGCUGACCGACAUACGUGCGAACAAGCCCGGCAUGAACCUCAUCCAUUACGUUGCUCUGCAAGCAGAAAAGAAGCGGAAAGACCUGCUGCAGUUUCCCGACGAGAUGCCGGCGCUCGAAGAAGCUACGAAAACAACCGUGGAACAAUUGCAGAACGAGAUAAACACGCUCGACUCUAGAAUAAAGAAGAUAAAGAAGCAGAUUGAACUGCCAUCAACAGAGAAGGACAUCAAAGCCCAAAUGGAGGAGUUCUUGCAGAUGGCGGAGCAGGAGGUGGCAGCCCUGCAGCGGGACAUGCAGGAGCUGGAGGCGGUGCGCCGGCUGCUCGCCGACUUCUUCUGCGAGGACGCGGCGGCCUUCAAGCUGGAGGAGUGCCUGCGCGUGUUCCACGGCCUGUGCGUCAAGUUCCGGCAGGCGGUGGCCGAGAACGAGCGUCGCCGCGCCCAGGAGGAGCAGGCCGGCGCGCGGCGGCGCCAGCGCGAGGAGCAGCUGGCGGCCAAGCGACGCCAGCUGAGCGGUCAGCUCGGGCCAAACGGCUCGGAGUCCGACACAAACAUCGUGGACUCGUUGCUCAGUGACAUCCGCGCUGGGUUCACCCAAGGGAAGACUCCGGAGAAGGGCCGCAAGGUUGCCAACGGCAGCUGCAUGACGUCCGAGGAGGACGUGUCCAUCACCAGCUCGCCCAUCGUCUCCCGGCGCAGGAUGGGCUCCUUCUCGGGCCCCACUGGCGACCAGACUGCUCCGAGGGACGAGGCGUACUCACCAGACGUGACGCCCAAUGGGAGCCUGCGCCGUCGAAGAAGCAGGGUCCUGUCGGAGGAGGACGACUCCAAUCUGAUGGACUUCCUGCGCGCGUCCGGCCACGACAACAGCAGGGAGCGCAAGUCCUGGGGAAGUCUCGACCGCUCGUGGGCGCGCCGUGCGCGAGGCAGCGGCGGGCGCAAGAGACCGGAGCUGCUCAGCGCAGACUUCUCCGGGGAGAGGGAGCGGCCCAGCUCUCCGUCGCCAUUGGCCGAGAGCAAGCCACUGCUGCCCGCCACUCCCGAGCCGGAGAGCAAGCCCAAGGCGUGGCGACAGAAGAUAGAGGCGUGGCUGCAGGAGAACGAGAAGGAGGAGAAGCAGAGCGAAGAGCUGCGGCGGAGGUCUCGUCGGGUCCAGAGCAACAGGCGCUCGCUCGAGCAUGAUUCAGAGAGCGAAGGCCGGGGCAGCACCUUGGACACUCUGCCCGAGGAGAGAGUGGAGAAGUCCGUGUCGCAGGCGCCGGCCACCUGCGCGCAGUACAAGCGCGUGUAUUCUGACUGGAGGCCCACCAUCGAGAAGACAGACGUGGCUGGCGUCAUGGAGGCUAUCGAAGGUGCGCAGCCCCACACGCCCGUCAAGGACAAGUCUCCGUGGCGCAAGUCCAACCUGAACGUCCCCAACAGCACGGAGGAGACGGAGAUGGACGUGCGUCGUCUGCGCAGGAUGCAGUCCCGAGGCAGCGUGGAAGUCCCGCCGGCCUCCGGCUCCUUGCAGUCCAUAAGGGAGGAGGACAAGCGCAAGGGGAUGAUCGGCACGCUGGGCAAGCCACUGCCGACCCAAGAGCGACUCACGCUGUACCUGCGCCAGCCGUCGGAGCAGAGCGAGCCGGCGCCGCCGAGGCAGCAGCGCCAGCGUAGCACGGAGCUGUCGGACGGCAGCCCGCUGCUGUCGCGCACGCAGCUGCUCAGCAAGUACCGCCACUCCGCGGACACGGCGGGCGACCUGCUCAGGUCCCUCGUCGCGGACAAGCCCGCGGAGGAGGAGACGCGGCCGCCCGUGCCCCGUCGCCUGCACCGGGGCCGCGAGGAGCCGGCCAGCAUCAGCGACAAGGUGGAGAUCGACUCGGACAACAUAGAGACGCCCCCGGCCACGCGCAGGAACCUGCGCGAGGACUCGGCGCGCGGCAGGCCCGGCGCCACGGACUCCGCCCCCGGGAAGACGGAGGACAAGCAGCGCAGACACGGGGACGAGGAGGAGACCCUGGGCGACGGCCAGUUCGACCGGUUCUCGUCGGCGAGGCGGACCAGGCGCUACAAGAAGAACCAGGACAGCUCGGACCGGGAGUCCCACGGCGAGGAGUCGCCCGCCCGGCGAGCGGAGGUGGUCUCGCCGGAGCUGGUGUCGGAGAAGCAGGUGCUGCGACCCGCCGCGACUCACCGCGUGCAGUCGCACCCCGUCGCCGAGGACAAGGAGUCGCGCUUGAGGAAGUGGCAGGAUCGCCUGAAGUACCGGGGACCGCCCGGGGACGAGAGAGACAGCGUGACGGAGGAGGCGGUGGCCCACAUUGCCAGUGCGGGAGAGGAACUGCAGAACUUGGGGAAGACGACUCCACGGGUGCGAGACAGGGAGAGGGUGCGCAGCAUGAUCGACCCACGGCAAGUAGAAGAAGCCAAGCAGCUGGAGAGAAACAGGAGCUUCUCCCGUCGAGUGGAAAACAACUCCAUCGAAGAGACUCCUACCACCACCAUCACCGUAGGGGAAGAAAAACCUCUGGGCAAAUCUCGCCUGAAAAGCGAGUUCAUCCCCGAGAUCAGAAUACAGAGCUCAACUCCCGGCCACGGCAAGCUCAAUCGAAGUGAACACGAACUGAACGACGAGGGUUUCGAGGAGACCCAGAGUCUCGUAUCGGAGACGCCGAGCCAGGGCACGUCCUCCGGCGACGUGACGGACUCUGCUCGCAGGCGAGCCGGGUGGUUGAAGCGGGCCGACAGCAGCGGAAGCGGGGACACGAGCAGCGGAACGGUGCCCGUGACGCAGGCGUCACCCGCGUCCAAGCCCGGCGGCGCGCCAGCGAGCAAGACGGUGCCGGCUCGCAGGAGCAUACCGGAGAGGUCCAACUCCACGAGGUCUGCCGGCAGGAGCUCCCUGGUGCACCGCUCGGCCAGCCUCAGGAAGACGGACUCCCAGUCCAGCGUCGGCAGCGGCGUGACGUCGGUGCCGAAGAGGAGGUUCGGGAGCGGCGUGGAGCGCUCCAACUCGAGGACCAGCCUGCGCAGCUCGCGCAGUUCCCUCAACAGCUCUACGUCGGUCAGCACGGUGAAGAACGCGCCUCCUCCGGCCUCGGGCCGCUCCGGCGCGGGGAGCCUCAAGGGCAGCAGCCGGCUGACGGGGUACACGUCGGCCAUCAAGUCCCUCACCUCGAACCUGGCCCGGGAGCCGGCGGGCAAGUUCGGCUACCAGCGAGCGCCCGCCAAGAAGCCGCUGGUGCAGGUGCAGCCCAAGUCCCCGAGCGGGCAGAAGUCCGUGCCGGCGUCGCGCAGCUCCAGCAGCGGCAGCAGUAUCGGGCCGACCGUGCGGCGGCCGCGCGUGGCGGGCGGCCUGAGCACGAGCUUCAAGGAGAACACGGCGAGCCCCGGCGCGGUGCCGGCGUCGCGCAGCUCUAGCAGCGGCAGCAGCAUCGGGCCGGCACGGCCGCGCCAGGAGGCCAAGGAGACCCUGGGCGCGCGCCAGUCGCAGCGCGGCGUCAGCUUCAUGCGUCCCACGGCGGCCAGCGCGGCCAAGGACAGCAAGGACGAUCCGCCCGUGCGACUGCGCUCCUCCACGCGGCUGGUGAAGUAGCACGGCAGCAACAACCGGCGUGUUUCAAACACCACGUCUACAAUUGAAACAAUGAUUUCAUAUAGAAGUGCAGUGCAAAAAUAAGAGUGUUGUUUCUGGUUUGGAAGUGGUACGCAUCAAGAAAUACGCUCCGAGAUCUAUCGCAAAAUCCGUCAGUGGUGCAUACCAACCAUGUGCCAGUAUUAGUGUACUAUGUUUUUUAAUGUUAUGACUUGCUGUAUUCUUGCAUGUGUGGCAUACCAGUUAAAAUAGAGUACAGUGUUUGGAAGUACAAAAAGUUGUAAAUUUUUUAACAAUGUUAUAAAUAUUUUGAAACUUUUAUUCAGGUGGUGGUCCAUGGUUUUAACAUUUCACAUAUUUGGCUAGCCUGAAAAUGUUAACUGUUACAUCAUCAAAUAUUCUUUAUCGUAGAAAAAAGAUUUAUAUGAUUUAAAACAUAGCAUCUAUGUUGCCAUAAAGAUGAUAGAGAAGGUAACCAAGUUACCAUUUUACAAGAAUUAAUACAAAAAAAUUUAUAUUUUAAUAAACUAUACUUAUUAUAUUUUAGUGAUUUUACAGUACCCAUCUUCAUAGUUUACCUUAGCAAAUCAGUGUUUGUAUUUAUUGUAAAAGCACUGAUCCAUCAUCGCAUUUACAGACCAAAAUUCACACUGUAAUUAUGUACUUACAAUUUUUUUUAAUUUUGUAAAAAAAAAUCUAUUUUAACAUUUAAUUAUUUUUUAUAACAAUUUGUAAUGUUUUUAUUUUUGAAGAUGUAUUAUUUUUUAAGAUAUUUGUUUAUACAAUUUACAAAUGUUAACAAGACUAAAAUGUAAUGUAGGUACACUUACAUCUUCCUGCAAGACAAACCUAUUCAUGAAGACAUGGCAUUGGAUUCUGGAAGACUUGCCAAAGUACGCUGUUAUGUUGGUUUGAUGUAACAUUGUCUAGUCAUCUUCAUCUUGGAGAGUUACAUUUUCUCUGUCUCCAUGCCAAUGUAAAUGUGUUUAGCUUUACUAGUUCAUUUCUUUGCCAAUCUCAUGUGCACAUCACUUCUUAAACUGUUAACGUUAAUUUACAGUUUGGUUUUCACCAUAGCAUAGGUUGUCAUCUUAGUGUCAGAAAUACUUGGCAAGUUUUCUUGAAUAUAAAUUUGAUAUAAAUGCUAACAAAAUGUAUGUAACUGCUAAGUGCAUGUUGCAAAUGCUGGAGAAAGAAUGUAAGGGUAGUGAUACUUUCCUCUCUCUCAUGCAGAUCAGUAAUAAGUCGGUUUUUUUACAAAUAAAUCAUUGUGAAUUUCACUAAAGAAUGCAUUUCCUGCUUCAGUUUAAUAAAAGUAGAAAACAAGGAUCAAACAAAAAUCAUCAAACAAACAUUUAACAUUGGGUUUGUUGCAGACGGAAAUAAUAUAAUUUUAACGCUCCAUGUAGAGCUGAAUAUUUUAAAUAUAUUUGGAUUUUAGAUAUUAUUCUAAUAAAACUGAUUUUUAAAACAAUUCAAAAAAUAUAUUAUACAAGUUAAAAAAAAAAAUUAAUCUUGACACUUUCAAAACUUAAUGUAUUUGAAAAACAUUUGAGUUCCCGUUUGUGGCUGUUUUUGCUUUUGAAACACAGGGUUUUUAACUUCUAAUGUUAAAUUAUAAACACUUACGAAUGCCAGUGGGUUGGUAGCAGAAUGCCCGAUGCAACACACCCAGUGCUUCAGCUCAGUGGAAAAGGCUGUAGCCACACAGACUUAGUUAACGCUACUGCGAUCAGGUCACCUUGCAUCAGCAUCCGUAAGCUGCAUGAGGAGAGAGAGGAAACGUGGAAGAACUGUGUACAGCAAACAGAAGGUAGAUUUAGAAAGUUUUAUGUACAGCUAUUUGAUUGUGAAUUGUAUGCCGGGCAUUUUAUAAAUUGUCUGUAGUUGCAGAUAAAAUACAGUUUUUAUACCUUUAUGAAUUUUCAAGAUAAAGUGAUGCAUUUUUCUGUAAUAAA